Messenger RNA from Scophthalmus maximus (turbot), 1199 nucleotides. It is a transcript of the gene blvrb, whose product is annotated as biliverdin reductase B. The transcript is spliced from 5 exons. The record is from RefSeq and is a predicted model, not a curated record. Bases 109 to 732 code for a protein of 207 amino acids. NCBI's taxonomy places the organism in Eukaryota, Metazoa, Chordata, Actinopteri, Pleuronectiformes, Scophthalmidae.
UUUUUUUAAGUGAACCUACCUUCUGCCUCGGACCCUCGGACCGCAGUCCAGUCGAGAGGUUGUUGCCUUCAGUUGUUGCUUUGCCGCGGUCUUGUCUUGUUACGAACAAUGUCGGAGUCGAUCAAAAACGUCGCGAUAUUCGGGGCGACGGGGAUGACCGGGCUGGCGACCCUACCGCAGGCGGUGUCUGCAGGGUACAAUGUAACGGUGCUGGUGCGGGACCCUGCCAAGCUGCCUGCUGACCAUAAGGCAUCAAGAGUGGUGGUGGGAGAUGUACUGAACAAAGCCGAUGUGAGGACGACCAUGGAGGGCCAGGAUGCAGUUAUCAUCAUCCUCGGCACCCGGAGCGACCUCAGCCCCACCACCAUGAUGUCCGAAGGCACCAAGAACAUCCUGGAGGCCAUGAUAGGUCGUGGGAUCAGCAAAGUGGUCGGCUGCAUGUCAGCCUUCCUGCUGUGGGAUCGCUCCAAAGUCCCGCCCCGUCUGGUUCCCGUGACAGAGGACCAUGACAGGAUGCACACGGUGCUAAAAACGUCUGGGCUGGACUACGUGGCCGUCAUGCCACCUCACAUCGCUGAUGAACUUCCUCUGACGGAGCGUUACACGGUGACCGAAAACGCGCUAAAAGGAAGAGCCAUCUCUAAACACGACCUGGGACAUUUUUUCGUCAAGUGUUUGUCCACCUCAGAGUGGAACGGCAAGACUGUUGGAGUGUGCGGAGAGUACAAAUGAUCCUGAAUGGAACUGCUGAUCCCUCCAGACGCUGAAGCGUUUACAUUUCUUCCUGUUGCCAUUCUUUAUUUCCACCAAACACAAUGAAGCGAAAAUAUACGUGUAUGCUGAGUGAUAUAUGAAGGAACAAUGUUUUUUUGUUGUUGUUGUUGUUUUUCAAAUAAACCAAAAAUGCAUUGAUGUAUUCUCUUCCGUGAUUAUGAUUCAGCAGCUUUUUAUGAAUGAAUAGAUUUUUAUCAUCUGUGGUGUAUUGGGUAUAUUUUAAAACGCGUAAACCACCACAGCUGCUUUUACUCUAUAGCUGUGUACUAACAUGUCUUGUCACAUGCAUGGUCCUCAUGUAUUCAAUGUUUUGUUUCACUUCAUUGAACAUUAUGUCAUGUGUUGCCUACUGUUGCGAUCCUCUUCUGCUUCUCUUUUUUUUUUUUUUAAAGCUUUUGAAAAUAAAAGACUUCAUUGUACAAACA